Molecule: messenger RNA, 1135 nt
Organism: Pocillopora verrucosa
Lineage: Eukaryota; Metazoa; Cnidaria; Anthozoa; Scleractinia; Pocilloporidae
Source: RefSeq, a predicted model, not a curated record
UCUCAUUGUAAUAUUAUUUUGCUCACGUAAGACCAUUGAAGCAACAUAGCUCUUAAAAGCCAAGUGGACAAAGCAAUGGAAUAAUUUUUUGCUUUGAUGGUGUCCUGACCAAAAGGUACAAAGCGGAGGUUUGCAAAAAGCCCAUGACAAUUCUGACGAGAACUUCCGUUAAGAUAACAAGUACAGGCGACGCACAAGAGAGUCGCACUAUACGAAGAAAGAGCGGCCGCAAAAACACCGUAUUACUAUGGCAGAUGAUGUUCAAGUAACAAACCAAACUCAGGAAUCCAUGAGAGUGUUAAGCACAUCGCGUAAGUGUUCCCUAGUCCUAUUGAUCUUCGCUCUCCUCUGUUUUGGAGCUGGUGUGUUUAACUUUGGAAUUGUGAUUGUACUAAUGGCUCAGGCAAGUUGUAGUGACUGCAAGCAGAGUUCAGUGAGUAAAAGUGACCCAAACACAUUAAUACAGAUUUUGUCGACUGUUGGUCUUUCAUUGUUUGUUCUCGGUUUUGGCUUGCUGGGAGGAUAUUUUAGAAGAUCAAAAAAGUGCUGCGCCCGUCAAGUUGCAGAGUCAGUCGUUAUUUCUACGAUCCCAGCAGAAGAUUUGGAAAAAUCGCCUGCUCCUGAUCUUCAACAUAAUGACAUUUCUUCGAGUCAUCUGUUUUUUAGUACAACCUCAGAUUUGCCUGAUUACUUUACUGCUGUUGCGAACGCUGACAAUCUUUAUUCAACUGUGGACGCCGGAGUCUGGACGGAAGAUGUCCCCAAUCUUCCACCACCGAGUUAUGAAAGAGCUCUCGAAAUGGCUGCUUUAGCUUUUACGACAAACGAGGCACAUACAAACAAUUUUAAGGAAGAAGAUAGUGUCAGUAGGAUUACAGUGGUGUAACAGCUGUAGGUUUUUUCGUUUUCCCGCGUGUUCAUUCAUGCUAAGACAUUUUAACAAUCCUUGUAAAAUUGGCAAAUUUAAGUAACAUUUUGAUCAUUUAUUUCGCUGUCCCUUUUCUCGUUCGUGCAAUUUGCGUGUUGGAUAUUCCGCAAGUUAAGUGGUAUACGAAAAUAAUUUAACCAAACUAAAAAAUAAACGUGAUCAGACUUCCGGUUGUACGCAUGAAGGGUUUUUUUGUAAAUAAAAAUA